AACCCAAACCAAAAAACUUGACUUGCUUCUCAAGCUCACACACCGUAUAUCACCAGCCGAGCGCUCUCUCUCCCUCUCUCCCUCAGUGUCUCAGGCGAAAGAGCAGGAAACCACCGCGUCAGAUCCGGUUCCGAGCAAUCGAGAAGAAGAAAUGGAGUGCGUGUUCGGCUUGGUCGGCAACGGAUUCGCCAUCCUGGCCGCCGAUACGUCGGCGGUUCACAGCAUUUUGGUCCACAAGUCCAACGAGGACAAGAUCAUGGUACUCGAUUCCCACAAGCUCGUCGCCGCUAGUGGCGAGCCUGGGGACAGAGUCCAGUUCACGGAGUAUAUACAGAAGAACGUGUCGUUGUAUCAAUUCAGGAAUGGGAUUCCUUUGACGACUGCUGCUGCUGCCAACUUCACGCGAGGCGAGCUCGCCACUGCUCUGAGGAAGAAUCCAUAUUCUGUGAACAUCCUUCUGGCUGGUUACGACAAGGAGACAGGCCCUGCCCUGUACUUCAUUGACUACAUUGCCACCCUCCACAAGGUAGAUAAGGGUGCGUUUGGUUACGGAUCCUACUUCUCCCUUUCCAUAAUGGACAGACAUUACCACAGCGGCAUGUCGCUUGAAGAAGCCAUAGAACUGGUCGACAAGUGCAUCGUGGAGAUAAGAUCCCGGUUGGUCGUGGCGCCUCCGAACUUUGUGAUCAAGAUUGUCGACAAAGAUGGUGCGCGAGAGUAUGCCUGGCGUGAGUCUGUCAAGGAGGCCCCCGUGGCUUCUGCUUGAGAUCAACUACUGUUUUGAAGUCCUUUUUUUUCUGUUGGUUAGAGAACAGUUCUAUGUGGAACUUUAAAUUGUAAGGAUAUGAAUCUGCUGGAAUCAUGAUGUUUGCAUCCUAAAAGUGGUUUUUCUUUUCUGU
Molecule: messenger RNA, 899 nt
Organism: Rhodamnia argentea
Lineage: Eukaryota; Viridiplantae; Streptophyta; Magnoliopsida; Myrtales; Myrtaceae
Product: proteasome subunit beta type-2-A
Exons: 3
Coding region: 152-766 (204 amino acids)
Biological process (GO): proteasomal protein catabolic process
Cellular component (GO): cytosol; proteasome core complex, beta-subunit complex; proteasome core complex
Molecular function (GO): peptidase activity
Source: RefSeq, a predicted model, not a curated record